AUGAAAAGAAGAGAAACGAAACGAGUUACUAGUUCAGUCAAAAGUCCAAUUUCAGUUUUACCAUUAGAUGAACUGCUAUUACAAGAUCUUUUGACUAACAAUCGAUUGCGCGAUUUAGAAGUGAGUAUUUAUGGUGAUAGAAAAGGCUUAGAAGAACAGGCGAUUAAGAAGCACAUUAGGAAAUUAGGACUGCGCCCCCAGCUUAAGGAGUCGACUGAGCAAAGACACGUGAUAGUAAAGCUGAAAAAGCAUCUUAAGUUUGUGGUUCUCAAAAUUGAAAGCAAGAUCGAAGUCGAGCAAUAG
Nematocida homosporus is the source of this 303-nucleotide messenger RNA. RefSeq lists its product as uncharacterized. The coding region runs from base 1 to 303 and encodes 100 amino acids. The record is from RefSeq and is a predicted model, not a curated record. NCBI's taxonomy places the organism in Eukaryota, Fungi, Microsporidia. The transcript has a single exon.